This is a messenger RNA of Dendronephthya gigantea, 1480 nucleotides long. RefSeq names its product exonuclease 1-like. The coding region runs from base 470 to 1075 and encodes 201 amino acids. Gene Ontology annotation, molecular function: metal ion binding; 5'-flap endonuclease activity. NCBI's taxonomy places the organism in Eukaryota, Metazoa, Cnidaria, Anthozoa, Malacalcyonacea, Nephtheidae. The transcript is spliced from 5 exons. The record is from RefSeq and is a predicted model, not a curated record.
UCUGGUGCACAUGGGUGCACAUCACUGAGCAGAAUAUUUCGAUGCAACUAUGCAAGUUCUAUGCAUGAACGAAUAGGCGGAAUAGCGAAUUUAGCUCAAUGGUUCUGGUUUCAAUCCAAUGGCAAUGCAAGCACAUUAAUGCAAUUGUGAAUAAUAAAAAAAUGGGCAUUAAAAAUUUAUUUCCCUAUUUAAAACAAUAUUCUAAAGACGCAAAUCUCUCUGAUUUCGCUGGUAAAACAGCAGCGGUUGAUGCUUCAUGUUGGAUUCAUCGAGCACUAGCAGUUUCUGUCUCUGAAAGUGGAAAUCGACAGAGGUAACUAUCUUCGUGUUGUAAAUAGUCUGUUGUCGACUAGAUAGUAUUUUUCGAAAGCAUUUACAGUUGGUGAAAGGAGCUGGAGUUUUUCCGUUUGUCGUUUUCGAUGGCUUGCCACUACCUGCCAAAGCGAACGAAACAGCGAGAAGGCAAAGAAUGAAAGAAAAUGCUUUAGCAAAAGCAAAUGAAGCAGCCAGCUUGGAAGAACAUAACAAAUUUCUUAGCCAGGGGAUUUCUGUUUCAUUUGAUGAUAUUUCAUCGUGCAUAGAGAUAUGUGUAAAAGAGAAUAUUCAGUACAUUGUAUCCGCCUAUGAAUCUGAUGCUCAGAUAGCGUAUCUUAUAAAACAUGGUCAUGCCGAUUUUGCUAUUACUGAGGACUCAGAUCUACUUACCUAUGGUUGCAAAGAGAUAUUUGUUAAAGUCAAGUUAAGUGGUACUGGAAAUUAUUUUGUCCUCUCAGAAAUUUUAGAUGGUUUGAAAUUAUCUUUCAAACAAUUUCAAGAAUUGUGCAUCACAGCUGGGUGUGAUUAUCUUGAUAAUGUGAAAGGAAUUGGAAUUCACAGGGCAUAUCCUUUGGUUUGUGGAAAUCAUCUAUUUGAAGAUCUGGCUAAGAAGGGGGCACCAAAAGAUUAUGAAGAGCAAUUUGUCAAAGCUUUUGCUGUUUUUAAUCAUCAGACAGUUUUUAGCAUUGACAGAAUAAAAUGUGUGCCUCUGAAUAAGUGGAAUCAGGAUAUAAGUAUUCUCUUGCUUGGGAAUUGGUGAAGACUUAAACACAGGCGAUGUAGAGAAGAUAUCAUCAACUGUGGUUGUACUUUUAGGAGUUGCUGACUUGUGUUCUGUGUUGUAGCACCCAAAAGUGUUGGACAUAUAGUCAAUGUUUAAGGACUCCUCUGCCUCAGACAAUGUUUUGUACCUUUUCGCCAGGUGCUUAGUUACUCUUGUUCGACAUGAUCCACCUGGGAAAAAAGGAACAUUGUUGAAAAGUUAAUUGCAUUACAUUUAACAUUAUCACUUAUUACAUACUGUAAGUUAUAAUAUCUUUUUAAUUUAAUUUUAUUUCAAAUAACUUAACACAAAUUAUAAAACAACAAGUAUAACACAAAUUAUAUAUUACAAUGUAUACACAUAGAUGUGGUACUGUAUGUUGUGAUCAAAAUAUGAAAAAAG